AUGCCUUUCAACCCUGCUCUGCGCAAUAUGACCGGAAAAACUAUUGCCGGGUAUCAUUUGACUCAAAUCAUUGGCUACGGCUCGUAUGGUGCAACGUAUAAGGCAAUCAGCGGAAGUGAAACAAUUUGCUUGAAAGUCAGUGAUAAGUUCCGUGGAUACGAAAACGAGUGGAAAACUAUGGAGAAGCUGAAAGGAAUACGCGGAGUUCCAACAUUGAUCAUGCACAACAGCAACGAAACCCUUUGGGUAAUUGGCAUGUCCUUGGAAGGACCAAAUCUCAAGACUCUUCAGGAAAGAAACCCAACAAAAUCUUUCCAAAAAUCCACUCUCCACAAGAUGUUGUAUCAGCUGGUUACAAUUCUCGAGGAGAUUCAUACACGUGGUAUUGUGCAUCGAGACAUCAAACUCAAUAAUAUCAUUGUGUCACAUCCACGCUCCAACGAUAACAGCGUUUAUCUGAUCAUCUGCGAUUACGGGCAAGCACGCCAAUACAGAAAUGAGGAGGGACAAAGGAUUAUGGAACCAGACGACGACUACCGCUUGGCGAAUCGCUUUCACGCAACACCGAAUGUUGAUAUGGGAGAAGAUCACGGUCCAAUGGAUGACGUCCGCCAACUUUCCUACGCGGUUCUUUUCGCAUCUGGUUACAAUGACCCUGAGUACUUAAAGAAUAGAACACAUAGAGACAAAAUCAAGCGAGAGCUCUUCCGUGCGCCAACCGGAGUUCUGCCAGAAUGUGCACAGUGGAUGGAAUACUUUUUUGAAGCCAUCUCCGAGAACGAUGAUAUUGAUUUUCCCAACUACGAAGAAAUCAAGGAUUCCAUCCUCGAGGUGUUGCCGGUGACGAAUGCAAUUGAGCCCCUCAGACUCAGCUUGGAAGCUGACACGUGGUACCUCUUCUAG
Caenorhabditis remanei is the source of this 903-nucleotide messenger RNA. RefSeq lists its product as uncharacterized. Bases 1 to 903 code for a protein of 300 amino acids. Gene Ontology annotation, cellular component: cytoplasm; nucleus. The record is from RefSeq and is a predicted model, not a curated record. Lineage: Eukaryota; Metazoa; Nematoda; Chromadorea; Rhabditida; Rhabditidae. The transcript is spliced from 3 exons. Gene Ontology annotation, molecular function: protein serine/threonine kinase activity; ATP binding. Gene Ontology annotation, biological process: signal transduction; peptidyl-serine phosphorylation.